GCGGCGCGCUGUGCCCUCCAUGCAUGGCUCGAUCCUAUAUAUAUAUCAAUAUAUUGAACAACAUAGUGUUCGUACUCUCACACAGAGCUAGAUGGACUCCACGACCAGUCAUAAGUCGCUGGAAGAACUGGAAAACGAGGAGGUCGGGGAGCUGGAUUUCAUUGACGCGCUGACCAUGCAGCAGCUCGCCGAAUCCCUCGCCGACGAGCUCUGCUGGGACCAGCCUAUUCAUCAUCAAGAACAGCAGCAGCAGCAAGUAGAAUUGUUGGAUCAGCGGCAGAAACGCACGAACACGAACACGACAGGAUUCCCCUUUCUCGGCGACAUGGGCCGCAGACCCUACGCCGAGGCCGACGAGGUCUUCCUACCAACGGCGCCGGCCACCAUCAACGCAGGCGGCAACGACAGCUUGUUCUCCUUCACCGGCGGCGGCAAGUCGGAGCAGCUGAUGAGCUUCAGUACUGCUUCGCGAGAGCCGAAGCAGAAGGAAAGCAACGGUGGCGGCAACACACCUGCAGCUGCGGGGAGGACACCGUUGACGACGAUGGAGGGUAGUAGUAAAGGACGGCGGAGGCCGAGCUCCGGCGUGGUGCAUGAGCACGUCGUCGCGGAGAGGAAGCGCCGGGAGAAGAUGAAUCACCAGUUCGCGGCUCUCGCGUCCAUCAUCCCCGACAUCACCAAGACAGACAAGGUGUCUGUCCUAGGGAGUACCAUCGACUACGUGCACCACCUGAGGGGCAGGCUCAAGGCCCUGCAGGCGGAGCACCAGAGCAGCACCGGCAGCACGGCAGAGUCCCCGCCGUUGGACGCCCGGUGCUGCGUCGGCUCGCUGGACGACGAUCUCGACGGCGGCGUGACCGCCAUGAGCCCCAAGAUCGAAGCCGAGGUCCGGGGGACAACCGUUCUGCUGAGGGUGGUGUGCCGGGAGAAGAAGGGGGUGCUCAUCAUGCUGCUCAAGGAGCUGGAGAAGCACGGCCUCUCCACCAUCAACACCAACGUCUUGCUGCUCGCCGGGUCCUCGUUAAACAUCACCAUCACCGCGCAGAUUGAAGAUGGAUUCUCCACUGCAGUUGAACUUGUGAAUAAUCUAAAUGCUGCUUUAAAAAAAUUUUAGGUUCAGAUUUCAGUUCGAUGCGCAAGCUACGAGAUCGAAGUGGCUGUGGUGUCCCUGUUCUACUUGUUUUAAGUGGAGGAAUUGAUGCCUUGAUUGUUGCAGCAACAUCAUUAUUGGAUGCAGGAGUGCAGCUUUAAUUUGCAAUUAUCAUCAUAUUGCAUGGUUCCAUGUUAUCUUCAGUACUACCAUUUAGGAACACUCAAAUGGCUACGAGAAUUGAAGGUAUAUAUACCGUUAGUGCAUUCCUUCGGUUUU
Molecule: messenger RNA, 1369 nt
Organism: Sorghum bicolor (sorghum)
Lineage: Eukaryota; Viridiplantae; Streptophyta; Magnoliopsida; Poales; Poaceae
Product: transcription factor bHLH19
Exons: 4
Coding region: 92-1114 (340 amino acids)
Molecular function (GO): protein dimerization activity
Source: RefSeq, a predicted model, not a curated record